Molecule: messenger RNA, 1077 nt
Organism: Clonostachys byssicola
Lineage: Eukaryota; Fungi; Ascomycota; Sordariomycetes; Hypocreales; Bionectriaceae
Source: the annotation of a GenBank genome assembly
AUGGCCAGAUCAAACCACCAAGAAGGGGACCAAAGCAAAACAGGCCAGAAACACGAGACCGACCACGAGGCACCACCUUCUGCUCGGCGGGUCAAGACUGAGAAACAACAGACGUUGGAGGAAUCGCUAAGCAAUGAAAAAAGUCCUGAGAAGGAGAAGGCAGACGACCCGGCAUCCAACCAAGUGGACAAGUCGGAGGCUCAGCAGCAAAGCGCUGUUAGGCUAGGAGAAGAACCAGAUGUUCCUCCCAGCAUAUUAGAGAAGGGCAUCAUCUACUUCUUUAUUCGCGGGCGGGUGAACAUUGAUGAUCCCAAAACCGUGGAGGAUGUCGCGCGAACAUUCAUCUUGCUGCGGCCAAUCGAGAAAGAUGCUAAGCUCGGCGACGGGCCGAUCGGCGAUGCACGCAACAACCGUCUCCUCGCGCUUCCCAAGAAGACGCUUCCGCUCAGUGGAAAAGAUCGCUUCAUGAUUUUCGUGGAGAAGUCAAAUGCUUCCUUUGAAAAUCUGAAGAAGAGCUUCUUGGCUGGAGCAGACUAUGAAACGAAGACAGCGGGAACGAGACACACUCCCGCAGCCACCCCGGUUGGAGAAGGUGUAUAUGCCCUCACCACCACAGGGCGAGAGAGUCAUUUGGCCUACAUGCUCACAAUUCCGGAGAAACUGGAUUCGGCGCAAAAGGAUUUGGGUAUAAAGGAGAAAGGAAGUUUUAUAAUAAGUACCAAAAAUCCAAACUAUGGCGGACCGGCACAUGCAAGACUACCAGAGAAACCUAAGUUUCCCAAGGAGGUUAUCGACGAAUUCCGGUCCCUCCGAUGGCUCCCUUCCAAACCUAUCCACCUAGACUACCCAAAUGCUCAGCUACUCCUCGUGGGAGAGUCUUCUGGUAUAGAAAAAGCUCUAGAACCACAAGAAAAGGACGAUGAAAAUGGCGCACAGAAGCCGGAGGAAUUUAUAGAGAGCCUUGCAGAGGAGGACCUUGAAAGAAUGAGACAUCUAACUGGCCAGCAAUCGGAAUCUAUAUAUGCCGAUCUCCAAGCUCAAGCAGAAGGUUAUCCUCGGCUCAAGACAACCUUCUAA